This is a messenger RNA of Austrofundulus limnaeus, 1044 nucleotides long. It is a transcript of the gene cldn11a, whose product is annotated as claudin 11a. Gene Ontology annotation, cellular component: membrane; bicellular tight junction. The coding region runs from base 188 to 850 and encodes 220 amino acids. Lineage: Eukaryota; Metazoa; Chordata; Actinopteri; Cyprinodontiformes; Rivulidae. The record is from RefSeq and is a predicted model, not a curated record. Gene Ontology annotation, molecular function: structural molecule activity. The transcript has 3 exons.
UCUUCCUUUUAGUUUGGUGGGAACAGUAAACUGAACAGAGAGCUUUUGCUGAACUUUUUGUUUGAUAGAAAAUCAGCUGUAGGUCAGAUUUUAUCAAAACAUUUUUGACUGAUUUUGUGCUUCUUGCUUCAGUGUUUGGAUUUUUGAACAGUUUCUGAACUCGGGACAAGGCACGCUUUACGCACACAUGGCGAACGCUUGUAUCCAACUGAGCGGAUUUCUCCUCAGCACCCUUGGCUGGAUCAGCAUCGUGAUCGCCACGUCCACAAACGACUGGGUGACGAUGUGCAAAUACGGCCUGAACACCUGCAAGAAGAUGGACGAGUUGGUCUCUAAGGGACCCUGGGCAGAGUGCGUCAUCUCGACAGCGCUCUACCACUGCGUGUCCCUGACUCAGAUCCUUGAGCUGCCAGCCUUCAUCCAGACAACCCGAGCCCUGAUGAUCAUCGGAUCCCUCCUGGGCCUCCCUGCCGGGGGGAUGCUCCUCAUGGCCAUGCCCUGCAUCAGCCUGGGCAACGAGGCCAAGAGCUCUAAGAACAAAUUUGCCAUCCUGGGAGGAGUGCUGAUGCUUGUAGUCGCGAUGUGUGCCAUGGUGUGCACCAUCUGGUUCCCCAUCGGCGCCAAUCGGGAGCACGGCCUCAUGGCGUUUGGAUACUCCCUUUACACCGGAUGGGUGGGCACGGUUUUUUGCCUGGUUGGUGGGCUGAUGGUCGUCUGCUCAUCAGAUUCCUCCUCCCCUUCCUCUCGCUCCUACCAGGACAACAACCACUUUUACUACUCCAAGCAAGGAGGUGGCAACCUGCCUGCUGCCUCCUCGUCCAACAACCAUGCCAAAAGUGCCCACGUCUGAGACUGGAGACACCGAAUCCUCCUCGAACCUACAGGGAGACGUCUGUGUUUAUACAGAGACAAAAGCACAAAAUUGAACAAAUAAUCGUGUUCAGUUUGCAUGUCUGGUCUGUUCUGGAGGAAGAAUGCUGGAAAGUGUGAAGGAACGUGUUCAAAACCUUAAAUGAGCAAAUCAUUCAACCAUGAACAUACUUU